AUGAGUCUUUUCCCUACUCCCCAAAGAAAUAAUCACCUCGUUGAGUUCAAUGCAGGUAAAUGUAUUGAAGAAGGUACAACCAUUAAGCCUGAUGUCAGAAAGGGUGUCGUUUAUAUGGAUCAGAGCGACGAUCAACUGAUGCACUUUUACUGGAAAGAGCGUAAAGCUGCUGAUCCUGAGGACGAUUUUAUCAUUUUCCCCGAUGAAGCUGAAUUACUUCGUGUUGACCAAUGUACAACUGGCCGUGUUUAUAUCUUGAAGUUCAAGUCUUCCAAUCAAAAGAAGUUUUAUUGGAUGCAGAGUAAAAAUGAAGAGAAGGACGAGGAGCUUGUCAACCGUGUAAACCAGCUUAUUAACGAUCCUCAAAGUGCAACCAAUGACGAUAACAGUCGUGAUGGCGAUAUUGAAUUUGAGGGUAAUGCUCACUCUGAUUUGAUGCAGAUCUUGGGGGGUGGUAGCAAUGGUCAAGGUGAUUUAGAUAUGAAUAUGACACAGGAUAACCUUUUACAGUUCAUUCAAAACGCUGGUGGAUUAGGAAGUGAUCUUUCCUCUUCUUUGCCUGGAAAUGUCAUUCCUAGUUCUCAAUGGUCUGAUUUAAAGACUAAACUCACUCAAGUAACUGUGCCUGAAGGACAAGCUGCAAUCGAUGUACAUGACGUCUUGGAAAUUGAUACGCUUGAGGCUAUUCUUGCUGAUUCAGAUAUCCGCUCUGCCUUAUUUCCUUUCAUCAGCGAAAACUCAAGCAGAACUAAAGCUGAUGUUGAGCAAUUGAUUCAAAAUGAACAAUUCCAACAAAGAUUGCAACUUUUGAGUACUGCUAUUCAGCAAGACACUUUAAAUGCCAUUCUCGAAGAUUUGGAUUCUGAAAAAAAUUUAAAAUCUUUCUUGAAAGCAGCUGAAGAGCAAGCCAAGCGUAAAGCACACAGAGAUGCGGAUGCUAUGGAUGAAGAUUAA
Molecule: messenger RNA, 954 nt
Organism: Mucor mucedo
Lineage: Eukaryota; Fungi; Mucoromycota; Mucoromycetes; Mucorales; Mucoraceae
Product: proteasome complex subunit Rpn13 ubiquitin receptor-domain-containing protein
Exons: 6
Coding region: 1-954 (317 amino acids)
Biological process (GO): ubiquitin-dependent protein catabolic process
Cellular component (GO): proteasome regulatory particle, lid subcomplex; nucleus; cytoplasm
Molecular function (GO): proteasome binding; ubiquitin binding; endopeptidase activator activity
Source: RefSeq, a predicted model, not a curated record